AUGCAUUUCCAGUUUCUCGCAGCCUCGCUCCUGGUAGCCAAUGUCUUGGGCCAGUCAGUCUGUACCAGCACGGUCAACAUCGGGUUCAGCCCCACUGCAGUGCAGGCAAUCGCCACUUCCAAGGCCAAGUCGAACUGGGAAUGGGGGACAAAUGCGCAAGGUCUCUUGGAGCUGUAUGACCCUGGUGUGUCGGUGUACAGUGACAAUGCCUUCCCGGGGGGAAAGAUCCCUAACAAGAAGACCACUGCAACAACGUAUGCAAAGGGCAAGAUCUUGACGUCCGGGAACACCUUGACUGCCAAAGAAGUCAGCGCAGGCGAUCCUGCCUCGCUCGGGGUUUCCGCAAUAUUGCUCGGCCAAUCCGACUCUACCUAUUCCGACGCCGCAACGCGUCAGGUCAACGAGCUCCUCAACAACGUCCCAAGAUACUCCAACGGGGCCAUCAGCCACCGCUACGACGCAACCAUGCUGUGGUCCGAUUUUGUCUACAUGGUUCCGCCUACGCUGGCGUACCAGGCCAUCGCGACCAACAACCAAGACCUGCUGCGGACGGCGGUCAUGCAGAUCGGCCUGUACCGUGAGGUCCUCCAGGACAAGCCCACGGGCCUGUGGAAACAUAUGGCCGGGUCGCGCACCGACGCCGGGACGUGGAGCACGGGAAACGGCUGGACGACUAACGGCAUCGCGCGGGUCCUCGCCACGGUGAGACACUGGCCGACGAGCGCCGGGGGGACCACCGAGACGCAGAACCUGGUCCAGUGGGCGAAGGAGAUCAUCGAUGGAGCUAUCACUGUCGGGCCAGUGGCCGGAAGCGGGCUUUUUCGUAACUACGAAGUCAUCAAAUUGGCUCGCACAGACACGGCAGACAUCACCACGAGCAGCAGCUUCCCCGAGGCUGCGGGAACGGCAGCGCUGGCCGCAUCCGUAUACCGCCUCGCGGUGCUCGCGCCGGAGACGUUUGCCACUUCCAGAUACACCGGAGCAGCGGACGCUUGGCGGAAGGCCGUGGUAAAGACGGUGUCGUCGAGCGGGCAGCUGGCCCCGGUCGUGAACCCAUACAGCUGCACUCAAAACACAGCAUACGACGGACCCAGUCCCGAGGCACAGGAUUUCGCGUCCCUCACCCCGGAGGAGCAGCGCCUCUUCCGCCUGUACGGCAAGCUCCCCUCGCGCUCCGACCACUUCGCCAAGCACCUCAAGGAGCGCAAGUACUUCGACAGCGGCGACUACGCCAUGUCCAAGGCGGGCAAGGGCGACGGCGUCGACACGGGCACCGUCGGCAGCCAGCACCCCGUCCCCGAGAACAUCCCCCACAACAGCGGCGGCAGCAACGGCGUCGGCGGCCCCGCCACCGCGACCCCGCCCGGCCUCACAAAGAGCGGCAGCAUCUCGGGCGCCUCGGGCGCCGGCGUCAUCGGCGGCCUGGUCGGGAGCCCCGCCAAGGAGAGCUCCAGCGGCCUCGUCCGCGAGACCAGCGCCGAGGAGGACCCUGACAACAAGGAGAAUGCCGGCGACGCCGCGCAGCAGGGCAUCCCCAUCAGGUCAUGA
Molecule: messenger RNA, 1548 nt
Organism: Diaporthe citri
Lineage: Eukaryota; Fungi; Ascomycota; Sordariomycetes; Diaporthales; Diaporthaceae
Exons: 4
Coding region: 1-1548 (515 amino acids)
Biological process (GO): carbohydrate metabolic process
Source: RefSeq, a predicted model, not a curated record